Symbiodinium natans is the source of this 1587-nucleotide messenger RNA. NCBI's taxonomy places the organism in Eukaryota, Dinophyceae, Suessiales, Symbiodiniaceae. The record is from the annotation of a GenBank genome assembly.
AUGUCUGCGGAGUGCAAAGACAGCGAAUCGUCCGUGCAUCUUCAGUUUUCAGACGGCAGAUUCUUGCGGCAAGUUCUGCUGGAGGCACAGCGGAAUGGCAGUGAUCCAACCAGCGUUUCGAAGUUGGAGGGCAUGGGCUUCGGGCCUGAGAUCGCUAAAGUCGCCUUGCACGUUUCUGGAGGAGAUGAGAGCAAGGCACUUCAACUCUGUAUGUCUGGCUUGUCUUUUGUAGACCCAGAAGCAUCCUUGGAGGCAUGCGCGCCGCCUGCCCCAUUGCGGUGUUACAUCUGCGGUCAAAAGUAUUUGACGCAUAAGUCGCUGGACAUGCAUCUCCGAGCAUGCAAGCGCCGGUUUGAACUACAGGAGUCCAAGCGGCCGUCACAAGAGCGGUGUCAGCUUCUUGAAGAAUGGGAGCUUCCUGCCGGCGUCGACUGUCUUCAGCGGCACUGCGAGAACGUCCGAAGCCUGGGCCUUCCUCAAACCAUCGCAACAACUUUCGAGGAUUGGGUGGAGACGAGGCAGCCCACGGUCGAUCCUUCGAAGCUGCUGCCCUGCCAGUUCUGCAAGCGAACUUUUCUUCCCAAUCGACUGGAAACCCAUCAGAAAGUCUGUUUACAGCGUCCCAAACAGGAACCAAAGCGUCCUGUACGCAGGCAAACCAUGCCUGCCAGACCUCCUCCGGCAGCAACCAGCUCGUUCAAUGCCUUCUGCAACCAGCUGCAGCGGUGCACGGUCUGCCAGCGUCAAUUCAAACCCGAGGUGCUGGCUGCGCAUCAGAAGCGCUGCACAAGCCAAGUCCAGGCGGUGCCGGUGCCAAUUCCAAUUCGGCGCACGGCCACCUCCCCGCCUCGAAGAACAGCUGAGCGGAGGAGCCGCUCUCAGUCGCAAUCCCUUUCCUUCACACCCCCAAGCCGCCGAAGCACAGGGACCCCAGGGAACACAAGCAAAUCGAGCAACACGCCCUCGUUUCGGCUGAAAUGGCCGGAAGGCUCUCUUGGCUCUCCAGGAGCGUCGCUACCGCUAUCGCUGCUAGACUCGGGAUUGAUUUCCCGCGUGGCAGAUGAAGCGAAUGAAGCGAGGAUCUGCGAAAAGCUUGGAGAUUUGAAGCCUCGAUUAGUAGGGGUCUAUGCUGCUACACUAGUCCAGCAAAACGUGUACGAUGCCUUGAAGGCCACUAUGAUGCGGGAUGGACUUCCAGAGGAGCGAGAGCUUUGGCACGGUACUUCCUGGAGCUUCGUGCCCAAGAUCUUCAAACAGGGCUUCAACAGGAGCUUUGCAGGGAGGCAUGGAACACUCCUUGGCCAUGCAACCUACUUCUCAUCCGACCCACGGUAUUCCUUAAGGUUUUGUGAUAAGGGGGGUGGAGAGCAUGGGACCAAGGCGCUGAUUUUAUCUAGAGUUCUCGUUGGGCACUACUGCAAAGGCUCCCCAGGAGAUGUCGAGCCACCAGUGCGCAACGAUGAUGGAGAUAGAUACGACACGACAGUUGAUUCGGGCGAGUCCCCAUCGAUAUUUGCAGUUUUCCGGGAUUUUCAAGCGGUUCCAUUGUUCUUGGUUGAAAUCUCGUGUGAACAGUCAUGUUCUUAG